AUGAUGGGGAGAAGUUCUAAAUUCUCGCUUGGGUCUUUGUCUAUAGUUGAAAUUGUGAAAGAUUUGGUCUUUUGGUGUUGUGAUCAUGCUUCGAAUUCAAUGAAUCUUGAGUUUUUGGUGUUGGGUGAUGUCUUUGUUGAUAUGCGUGAAACCAUCGGUCCCUCACACCACGUUAACUCUCAUGACUUACCCGAUCUCUAUGGUGUCGACUUGCCGAUCAAUAAAUUGUUUUUGGAUUCCAUAGUUGCAACACAGGGUACUGUAGAUCCCAUGUUGCUGGUCAAAGAAGCGGGCGCUAAGGUACCUCUUCCAUCAGACGAGGUCCCAGCCUUUAUGGGUACUGGGGUGUCUGUUCCACCAGCUGAAGUCUCUUCUCCUGCAGCUUCUUCUAUUCCAGCCAUUGUUUCUGAUUUCCUUGGGCUUUCUGAGCUAUCAGGAGCCCCUGCUGCUAUUUCAUUUGCUGCUACUUUCGAGGCUCCCGAUCUUCCAGAGUCCCCUGAAAUUUCUACUGAUCUUCCUCCACUUGCUUCCUCAUACCUUCCCAAGCUGCCUGAAGUGAUUCCAUAUCCGGUUGUUGGCGCUUAG
Messenger RNA from Ilex paraguariensis (yerba mate), 585 nucleotides. NCBI's taxonomy places the organism in Eukaryota, Viridiplantae, Streptophyta, Magnoliopsida, Aquifoliales, Aquifoliaceae. The record is from the annotation of a GenBank genome assembly.